GAAGCCUGAGCAGUCGCUGAGUUGCCCCGAAGCCCCUCGUGCAGACCUUGCCCCCCCCCUCAUCACGGAAUCCUACACGCAAGAUGGGCAGAGAAAACACGACAAGCGAUGACUGGAAUUACACUCUGCCCAAUCUGCUGGAGUACCUGGACGGGCUGCUGGAGGGCGGAGGGCAGCCCCACAGCAACCCCAUCCUCCCGAACCCCAAUAAGGAUGCGGAGGCGCCGGCCACGACCCUCUGGGGGGCCCUCACCUCCUCCUCGACGCCGCCGACGACCACGACCACCACGCCCGCGCCCAUCAACAAGCCCAUGUUUGUUAUGAACUUCACUCUGCGGACCACGGUGGACACGCUCCUGCAGACGCGCGUCAACCUGUCCAAGGCCCUGGACCCCCUGACGUCUCCCGCGGGGGCCGGGGGCAGCGUCCUGGGCCUCGACGUCGACCCCUCGGACGUCGGCCUCGGCAUAGGCAUGGGGGUGGCCACUCUGUCCUCCGCCUCGUCCACGUCCUCCGCGUCCUCGUCCUCCUCGCCCUCGUCCUCGUCCUCGGCCAGCACCCCCGACCUCCUCCUCGCCGGGAACGAGUCCCUGGUCACCCUCGACGACUCCUUCUGGCUCGCCGGCGGGAACGACUCGGCCAACCAGAGCCACUUCUUCGGCAACGAGACCUCGGACGGCCUCAUCGUGGACACCGUCGGCAUGGUCAUCACCUCGGUCAUCCUCGGCAUCAUGAUCCUCACGACGGUCAUCGCCUUCUGCCCAGGAGACCUUAACACCAUAACACAGCGCGAGGGCAUGACGGUGGUUUCACGUGUCGCGAGGGCCUAUGACGGUGGUUCACAGGAGACCUUAACAGCACAGCGCGAGGGCCUUUGUGGUUCACGUAGUAGUUACACAGCGCGAGGGCCUUUUAUGACGGUGGUUCAGUGUGCUAGGAGACCUUAA
Messenger RNA from Penaeus vannamei (Pacific white shrimp), 947 nucleotides. NCBI's taxonomy places the organism in Eukaryota, Metazoa, Arthropoda, Malacostraca, Decapoda, Penaeidae. The record is from RefSeq and is a predicted model, not a curated record.